AUGGGUUGCUGCGAGUCGUCGGCGAGCAUCCAGUCAGAGGUCUCAACGAGCAGCUCGCUAUUGUCAUCUAACAAGCCUCACUACUUGACGGAGCAGAUCUUCAAGAAGUACGACCACAACGGCAAUGGCCUGCUGGAUGUGUCUGAGCUGAAGUCCUUGAUGCAAGAUGCCUUCCCAGGUGAAAAUUUCUCGGAUGCGGAUAUGGCAACAAUGCACAACACCCUGGACAUGGACAAGGAUGGCUCCAUCGGUGUGAACGAGCUGCGUGCUUUCUUGAGGCUGUAUCAGCCCGGUCAGCAGCAGAUCCGCACCAAGACUGCCUUGAUCAUCGUCGAUGUGCAGAACGAUUUCAUCACCGGAACGCUUGCGAAUCCGUACAGCGCAGCAGACAUUGUCCCUAUCAUCAACAACCUUCGUGACAAGUUCGAUGUCGUGGUUAUCUCUUACGACUGGCAUCCCCACGACCACUGCUCCUUUGUGGAAUCCGCGAGCGAGGGCAAAGUGGCAAUCAAGGAGGAGGUGAAAAAGUUCGACCCCUUCACUUUCGUAACUCUCAAGGAAGACAAAGACAGGCCAGAGCACCAGCAGAUCCUUUACCCGCGGCACGCAGUGCAGAACUCCGAAGGUGGGAAGUGUCACAAAGAUCUGGUCAUCAAGGACACAGACCUCUCUGUUUACAAGGGUGUGAAGCCCAACAUCGACUCCUACUCCGCCUUCUUUGAUAACAUGAAGGCCAAUGACACGGGACUCACUGCAAUGCUCGAGAAAGAGAAUGUCACCGAUGUUUAUUGCUGCGGUUUGGUCACGGACAUCUGUGUGAAGUCCACCGCGCUUCAUGGUGCCGAGGUUGGAUUCAAUGCAUAUGUCAUUCACGAUGCCAGCCGCCCGCUAAGCAACGACAACAUCGAGCCGACCAAGAAGGUCUUGACGGAAGCCGGUGUCGGCUGGGUCACCGUUGACGAGGCCGUGAAGAAGGCUGCUCCUCCGAAGCCUGGGCCGUGGGUCCUCGAGACGUGA
This is a messenger RNA of Symbiodinium necroappetens, 1017 nucleotides long. The record is from the annotation of a GenBank genome assembly. NCBI's taxonomy places the organism in Eukaryota, Dinophyceae, Suessiales, Symbiodiniaceae.